Molecule: messenger RNA, 711 nt
Organism: Necator americanus (New World hookworm)
Lineage: Eukaryota; Metazoa; Nematoda; Chromadorea; Rhabditida; Ancylostomatidae
Exons: 4
Coding region: 1-711 (236 amino acids)
Source: RefSeq, a predicted model, not a curated record
AUGCCGUGGUCCUCGGAAUGUUCCGUUGUAGUCGGUGACCUUGUCGUUGACUCAACGUCAAAUAUCACCGAGUCACAGCUCCAAAACUUAUUUCAAAACGUUACUUCUGUUCAAGGAAGCGUUACCGUGCGGAAUACCACUUUGAAACAGCUGUCGUUCCUGAAAAAUAUCGAAAUUCUGACUAGAGGAUAUCUCGAUAAUGUCCUUGAGAUUGUUGGAAAUCCUCUUCUAACGCAAAUCCAAAUUGACCGGCUCAAUCGAUCCGAUGGUAUUGUCGUGAUUACGGAUAAUCGUGAACUAGAUGUGAAAAAAUACUGUCAGUUGUUCGACAGAGUGUUGCUUGGGAACAGAAUAAUUCUAAGGAAUAAGGGAAAUUGUGCAAUACCUCCAGAGCGGUUGUCGGUAUUACGAUCUGUGAAAAAACUAUAUGGAUGCCUUACAGUAUAUGUAACAAAUUUCGAGACUCUUUCUUUCCUUGAAAAUCUUGAGGAAAUAAUCUGUCAAAGUAGAACAGAUACAGCGGUUUGGAUCACGACAAAUCAUUACAUGGAAAAUCUCGGACUACGGAAACUGACAAAAAUCGUCACCCAACGGCAACUGGAAAUUGUUAGCAAUAGAAUUCUGCAGAUCACAAUCGAGGAGGCUGAGAUUUUUGCAUCGGCCAGUGUGGGUGGCGAUCGAGUGCAGGGCAUCUUCUCGACAGGUCCGUGA